UCUCAGCCUUUUCUUGGCUUCAUGGCUUCUCUUUUUCUCUCCAGUUUUGUGCACCCAUAGACUCCCAUCAGUUUUAAGAGCUUAAGAGAUUGUUCCCUGAUCUAAAACUACGCUUUAUUCAUUGGAAAAAAAGCACCUCCAACCUUAAAAUUCAUAACUUGGUGGUCUUUGAAGAAGCAAAUCUUUGUAGGCCUACCAACCGUUCGAUGAUUUGCCACUGAAAGCUUCUUCAAUCUUGCCAGUUUUGGUCCUUUUCUGCCAACAACACCAUAUCCUAAAUGGCGUUACAUUUUCUUAGAAAAACCAUUGCAUACCCAUCGAUUAGGAAUUCCGGGUUCCUUACGAGGCUGCGUAGUUUCAGCUCAGUGUUCCCUCCAAUUAUCAAUAAGGAAGAUACCAAGCCGACCAACUACUCUAGUAAGAUUCAUCUUUCUCCUUUGUUCAAUGAUUUCUCUUUUAAAUUGGGUUCUAAUGAUAUUGAGCUCGUGGAUGAUGAAACCUGGAGAGUCUCGUCGGGUUUAGCUCAUGCUUACAAAGGGUUUGAUGGGGAAAUGGAAACACUACCCUAUAUGGAAGCAGUUAAUCACAGGGUAGAUAAUGGUUCUCCUAUAAGUGAAGAUGAUCAAGACUUCGAUGACAUAGAUAAUAUGAGAAUCCGGGGUAAGCUUUUUUAUAAAAUCGAUCGUGGUUCCAAAGAGUUUGAGGAGUAUGCUUAUGACUUCCAUAGGAAGAAAGGUCCCAAGAACAAGGAUGAUCGCAGAGAAAGUAAAAAUAAGGAGUCUUUGCAUAAGAAAGAUGAUCCAAAAGAAAGCAAAAGGCUCGAGAAGUCAAAUGUUAGACUACUUAAAGAUGUUAAAAAUGGAAGUGUUAGAAAUAUUCCUGACAAAGUGGAGGUUUGUUCGGCUGAGAAGAAGUUGAGAACUCCCACUUUUAAUCAACUAACUGGUCCUUAUCAUGAACCAUUUUGCCUUGACAUUUACAUAUCGAAAGCAUCGGUUCGCGCCUGCAUCAUUCAUCGGGCCACUAGCAAGGUUGUUGCCGUAGCUCAUUCCAUUUCUAAGGACAUGAAAAUUGAUUUAGGUUCCACUAGAAAUGCUUCUGCUUGCGCUGCUGUGGGUUUGAUUUUGGCUCAGAGAGCAUUGGAUGAUGAUAUACAUGAUGUUAUUUACACACCAAGGAAAGGGGACAAGUUAGAGGGGAAGCUUCAGAUAGUUCUUGAAUCUAUUAUCGAUAAUGGAGUAAAUGUGAAGGUUAAACUUAAACAAAGAAGACCCAAGAAAGCAGUGCAGGUGUCUACCACUUAAGUGCAUUUAUCUGGCUGUCCUGAUAAUAUAUUGGCUAUGUUUUCGGUUUGCAUUCUAAAGUUCUCGAGUUUGCUAAAUGAAAUCACUGUCCUAAUGAUGCAAUAUUAAUUCAUAGCAAGUAGAUGCUUGUUCUUUCUGUUUCAUGGUAGAAAGGAUCAGUAGUUCUACAGAUUUUCUGCCCUAGUAAAUGUACAUAUGCUCACUUUGUAAAUGUUUGAUUAUUUGCGGGUUAAUUGAUGAAGCAGCUUCUUCUUUUUUUUGUUUCUUAAA
This is a messenger RNA of Gossypium arboreum, 1574 nucleotides long. RefSeq lists its product as uncharacterized. Gene Ontology annotation, cellular component: ribosome. The transcript has a single exon. Bases 279 to 1304 code for a protein of 341 amino acids. NCBI's taxonomy places the organism in Eukaryota, Viridiplantae, Streptophyta, Magnoliopsida, Malvales, Malvaceae. Gene Ontology annotation, molecular function: structural constituent of ribosome; 5S rRNA binding. Gene Ontology annotation, biological process: translation. The record is from RefSeq and is a predicted model, not a curated record.